AUGGCAACAGACAGAGAAAUUGCUGGAAUUCAACACAAAAACAUUGAAAAAGUAAAUCAACAAAAGAAUCCAUUCACAAUAGCUGAAGAGUAUGGAAAAUACAGCAAAGAUGACUUGACCAUCGAUAUCUCAUACAAAGGCAGCAAGGAACUGACCAAGGAUCUCCAAAAAUGGUGCUUCAAGCUAGCUGAAAAGAACGUCGGACCACAUUACAAAGCCUGCAGCCUCGGAUGGCAGCCAAAGUUCAAACAAAAUGACAUGAAAAGGCCCUGGGCUAAGUUUCUGAUAGCAAAGUGUGGACAGGAGAAUGCUGGAUACACAAUGUUUAGAUUUGAUAUGGAUUAUGGACGAUCUGUUAUUUACUGUUACGAGCUUCAAAUUGAUGAAAAGUACCAAAAUAAAGGACUUGGCGAGCACUUUAUGAAAUGCUUAGAGAAACUGGCAAAGGUGUGGCAAAUGGAACGAAUAGUCCUGACUGUCUUGACUAAUAAUGAUGGUGCAUUGAGAUUCUAUAAAAGACUUGGAUAUACUGUCGAUGAAACGAGUCCGGACGAUGAGCCUUCUUAUCAGAUUUUCAGUAAAGAAGUUUAG
This is a messenger RNA of Chironomus riparius, 591 nucleotides long. The record is from the annotation of a GenBank genome assembly. NCBI's taxonomy places the organism in Eukaryota, Metazoa, Arthropoda, Insecta, Diptera, Chironomidae.